Molecule: messenger RNA, 2848 nt
Organism: Myxocyprinus asiaticus (Chinese sucker)
Lineage: Eukaryota; Metazoa; Chordata; Actinopteri; Cypriniformes; Catostomidae
Gene: map2k7
Product: mitogen-activated protein kinase kinase 7
Exons: 13
Coding region: 40-1392 (450 amino acids)
Biological process (GO): protein phosphorylation
Molecular function (GO): protein kinase activity; ATP binding
Source: RefSeq, a predicted model, not a curated record
UAAGUGGCGGCGUUCGAUGGUGCUGCUGAAGUUUUCAAGAUGUCGCUGGAGCAGAGACUCUCACGAAUCGAGGAGAAACUCAAGCAGGAAAAUAAAGAAGCCCGCAAACGCAUCGACCUGAACAUCGACAUGAGCCCGCAGCGGUCGCGUCCGAGGCCAAUCAUCGUGAUCCAGCUCAGUCCAGCUCCAGCCCCCUCCCAGCGCGCAGCUCUGCAGUUACCGCUGGCCAACGAUGGAGGAAGUCGCUCGUCCUCUUCAGAAAGCUCACCUCAACACCCCUCAUACCCUAGCAGAUCCCGACAAAUGCUUAAGCUUCCCACCCCACCUUAUAGCCAACCGAAGAGCCUGGAGAAUGCUGAAAUCGAUCAGAAGCUGCAGGAAAUAAUGAAACAAACAGGUUACCUGAAGAUUGAUGGACAGCGUUACCCCGCAGAGGUGACGGAUCUGAUCAGCGAGGGAGAGAUCGGCAGUGGAACGUGUGGACAGGUGUUUAAAGUUCGCUUUAAGAAGACUGGCCAUGUCAUCGCUGUCAAGCAAAUGAGGAGGACAGGUAAUAAAGACGAAAACAAGAGAAUCCUUAUGGAUCUGGAUGUGGUGUUGAAGAGUCACGACUGUCCGUACAUCAUCCAGUGCUAUGGUGCUAUAGUCACCAAUACGGAUGUGUUCAUCGCCAUGGAACUAAUGGGGACAUGUGCAGAGAAGCUGAAGAAGAGGAUCCAGGGGCCCAUACCCGAGCCUAUUCUGGGAAAGAUGACCGUGGCGAUUGUGAAGGCUCUGCUGUACCUAAAGGAGAAGCACGGUGUGAUCCACAGAGAUGUAAAGCCAUCAAAUAUCCUGUUGGAUGCCAAAGGGCAGAUCAAACUGUGUGAUUUUGGCAUCAGUGGCCGACUGGUGGAUUCUAAGGCUAAGACUCGAAGUGCCGGCUGUGCUGCUUACAUGGCGCCUGAGAGAAUAGACCCUCCAGAUCCCAGUAAACCAGACUAUGACAUCAGAGCUGACGUCUGGAGUCUUGGUAUCUCUCUGGUUGAGUUAGCCACGGGACAGUUUCCUUACAAGAACUGCAAGACGGACUUUGAGGUUCUCACCAAAGUUCUGCAAGAGGACCCACCGAUCCUUCCUCUCAGCAUGGGCUUUUCCACUGACUUCCAGUCCUUCGUCAAAGACUGCCUCACAAAGGAUCACAGAAAAAGGCCAAAAUACCACAAGCUGCUUGAACACAGUUUUAUCCGACGUUAUGAGGUGUCAGAGGUUGACGUGGCGGGUUGGUUUCAGAGGUUGAUGGAGCGCACUGAGUCUCCACGCAGCAGCCAGUGCUUCAGCCAUCACCAGCUCCACCAUUCUCUCUUCAACAGCAGUCUGAAACUUCAGAGAAAAUGUUGGAGUCCCUGGUAAUUCUCCUCCUCUGACGGACCGUCUUCUCCUCGUCCUACCCACACAAACACGCACACAGAACACAUCAAAUGUUUGUUUUUUUUAAGUUUAACCGGUUAUGCUGUUCAAAUGUGAAGAGUUUGAUCUUGUAUCUAGACUAUGUUAUCUGAAAAGUGAUAUUUGUGUGUAUUUUUAGCCAGGCUUUGCUUUUUGUGGGGACUCAUUUUCUGGAAAUGUUACAUGCAAAAUGGUAAAACCUGACCCAACAACCUUGGGGUUGUCCAAGGAAAAAAGGCUCAUAAAUGGACUAAAUAAUGUCUUAAUUCAUAUCUAAAAAUGCAAAACAGUGUUUUUCAGGGGUAAUGUUAGUCUACAGUAAUUAUUAUUAGUUUAUAUCAAGUAUAUUAGAUGUGAAUGGUAAGAGAAAAUACAAAUUCUGUCAUCAUUUAGUCACCCUCAUUUUGUUCCAAACCUGUAUGGCUUUCUUUGUUCCGUGGAACACAAGAGAAGAUGUUGGGAAGAAUGCUGCCUCAGUCACCAUUAGGGCUGGUUAUUGAUAGAAAUUUUCCGAUUCAAUCUGAUUUCGAUUCACAAGCUCUCGAUUCCAUACCGUUUUCAAUUCAUAUGGGUAUAUUUCAGUUAUAAUGUCCAUUUUGCUUACAUAUGAAAUAAAUUCUCUCCAGCUAAUGCUGUUGAUUAUACUAGGUACAUUGCAAAAAUAUCAAUUUUACUAAUUAUAUUUUUAUUUCAUUUUGAUCACAUUUUAGCUCUCUAAAAAUGAACAAAUCAAUGUAUUUAAAUCAAUAAAUAUGAUAUUAUAUUGCAUAUAUUAUAUUUUGUUAAAUUUGUACUGUUUACUUGCAUAACCUCGUGCGACCCCGCGUCCACAUGCAUGGACGUUGUAUUUUGACUUCGCUAUACGCAACGCAUCAUUUAAAUCAAUAAAAAACGACUGAAUACUGUUCAUAAGACUCUAGACUGUCAUUUAAAGGGUUAACUUCUGCCACACCUAGUCAUACGACACAAUAGCAUGCCACUGAUUUCCGUGAAGCGCUCCUAUGGACACAGCGCCAACAAAAGUGCCUCUGGUAAGAAAGUUUUUUCAUUGAAACCCGUUUGGUUGUAAAGAGGAGUCUCUAGUUUCGUUUGACAUGCCGCAUUAAAAAAUCCGUUCAUUUUCCGUGCAUCAGCACCCUGAUAAACAUACUGUAUGUCCACAUAUGUGGAAACUCGUAAAGCAUUUCCUCAAAAGAAGAAAAAACAUGUUAAUUAUUUAUAAUAAUCAUCUGUGGGUCAUUUCACUUCAUUUUAAUAUACAUUUUGUUAUAUUUUAUUUUGAUAUCUCUGUGCAAUACAAUUCUAUUCGUUAACAUUAGUUAAUGCAUUCCUAUAUACACUAUUUACUAUGCAUUUUCACAUUGAGAAUCAAUGGGUUCAUCCAAAAGCUGAAAAAAUAUUGCCUUCAGAGGCUUUACAG